AACGUCAUCACCGCGCGCCGUUACCGGCGGGCCAAGAUGGCGGCGCCCGGCGGCAGCGGCGGCGGGGCCGCCCGGUACUGCCUGGUGAGCGGCAUCCCGGCCGCGCUCCGCUCCGCGCACCUCCGCGCCUACUUCAGCCAGUUCCUGGAGGCCGGCGGCUUCCUCUGCUUCCACUACCGGCACCGCCCCGAGCGCCCGCCGGCGGGCGGCGGGGCCUCGGCGCCGCGCACCUGCUGCUGCCCGGUGUCCGUGCGGCCCGGCCGUGCCCGCCGCUUCGUCCGCAUGUACUCGGGCAAGCGCUGGGUCGGACCCGGCGGCGCCACGCUGCCCGGCCGCUGCCUCAUCCGCAGGGUCCGCCUGAGCGCCGGGACAGGUACGGGCGGGAGCAGGAUCAGGAGCAGGACCAGGAUCCAGCGCUGGCCGGCGGCCGCCGGCACGCCGCUCACCGAGGCGCAGCUCCGGCGGCUCCCUGAGCUGAACCCGCCCCCGUUCAUGCCCCGGGGCAACGUGGGCACGCCCCGCAGCGAGUUCCUGGAGCUGAUCCGGGCCUGCCGGCUGCCGCCCCGCCUGAUCUCCCGGCUGCAGCUGGACUUUCCCCGCAGCGGCUCCUGCCGCCGCUACGGCAGCGUGCCCUUCCGCUACCCCGGCAGCCAGGCGGUGGCCGAGGGACGGGGCGUGUACACGGCCGCGGGGGAUGAGAUCACCGAGGCACCGGAGCCCCCGGGGCUGACUCAGCCCGCCCAGCCCCAGGAGGAUGAUGAGGAGGGGCCGGAGCAGGAGGAAGAGGAGUCAGGCUCGGAUGAUGACGAUGACACGUGUGAGGAGUGGCAGCGGCACGCGGCGCUGCACGAGGACGUGACGCAGCAGGAGCGGCUGCGGGAGCGCCUCUUCGAGGAGGAGAUCGAGCUCAAGUGGGAGAAGGGCGGCUCUGGCCUCGUCUUCUACACAGAUGCCCAAUUCUGGCAGGAGCAGGAAGGAGACUUUGACGAGCAGACAGCUGACGACUGGGACGUGGACAUGAGCAUCUACUAUGACAAAGAUGGAGGGGAUAAGGAUGCCCGGGACUCGGUGCAGAUGUGGCUGGAGCGGCGGCUCCGGGACGGGCUGGAGGAUGGCUCCGUGUCAGGGCAGCCCAUUGGCAGCUUCGAGAGGCACACCAAGGGCUUUGGCAGGAAGGUCCUGGAGCAGCAGGGCUGGACAGAGGGGCUGGGCCUGGGGAGCAGCAACUCCGGGAUGGCCGAAGCUCUGGACAACGAGGGUCAGAACCCCCGGUGCAAGAGGGGGCUGGGGUACCACGGGGAGAAGCUGCCAACUUUUAUCAGGAGGAAGAAGCCCCGUGCUGACACUUCUGUUGUCAUCUCCACCAUCUACGAUGACCCUGAGCCCCAGGACAUGGGUGACCAGCUGCUCAGGCGCCAGCCCCCCACGGCCAUGAAGUACAGGCAGGACAUGGCCUUUGUCCGAGCGUCCCAGCCCGCCCUGGGCAGCCUCAGGGCCCAGCCACGCUGAGCAGGGACUGUCACAGCCUCUGUCCUGCUCCCCAGUCCAGGCUGGCUCCUGGUCUCAGUGCAGAGCAGGGUCUUUGUAUACUUACUUUUAGUAAGAAUGCAGAUUUGUAAUAAAAAUCACUGCGGUGGGUUUUUUUUUCCCACUAAUUGAACCCGUCAAA
Messenger RNA from Taeniopygia guttata (zebra finch), 1669 nucleotides. The record is from RefSeq and is a predicted model, not a curated record. Lineage: Eukaryota; Metazoa; Chordata; Aves; Passeriformes; Estrildidae.